This is a messenger RNA of Drosophila novamexicana, 1513 nucleotides long. RefSeq names its product F-box/LRR-repeat protein 12-like. Gene Ontology annotation, molecular function: protein binding. NCBI's taxonomy places the organism in Eukaryota, Metazoa, Arthropoda, Insecta, Diptera, Drosophilidae. Bases 119 to 1108 code for a protein of 329 amino acids. The record is from RefSeq and is a predicted model, not a curated record. The transcript has 5 exons.
UUGGUGUGUCCCUGGGAUUGGCAAAGGAAAAUACUUUCGGCAAGUAUAACGCAAUUUUUUUAUUUCGGCAGUUGAGUUUUUUUCCAAGAAAAAUUUGGCUUGCCGCGCAUUAAGCAAUAUGAAUAGUGUACAUAACGCUUUUGCUGCGGCGCAAAAGCGACGCUUGUCCGAAUGCGAGGUAAAGCAAACGGACGCGCCCCUACCGCUGCAGGAGCAACCGGAGCCGAAGCAGCGCAGAACAGAGCUGCAGGAGCAGCGGCAGCAGCAGGAGGAGAAGCAGCCACAUAAGAAUCAUCUGCUGAGCUUCUGCAAUGAGCUGCUCUAUGAGAUAUUUAAGUAUCUGGACUCGGCCUCCAUAAUGGCGGUGAUGCACUGCUCGCCGCGCUUUGAGACUUUGCUUUUGGAUCAUCGCUUCUGGCACAAUAUUGAUCUCAGUAAUGCGCCGCUGCCGUUGGGUAUAUUGGAGGAGAUACUGGGACGUGCUACAGAAAAGACGCACACCAUUAAAAUCUGUGGGCCACCCUCAUCGCAGCAUGUUGCUGGCGAGUUUAAGCAGUUCACAUGCACCCUGACCUCGGUGUUUCCCAAGGUGGCCACACAGUUGAAGGUCCUGGAGCUGCAGGGCGUCAGCCUGGACUUUGAAUGUAUACAUAUAUCGGAAUUCCCAUCCUCGCUGAAGCGUUUAACGCUCAAGGAUUGCAGCGUAAAGAUUGGAGAUCAUGAGAAGAGCAUAUUUCAUACAAUAGAAAAGCAAUUGGUUGUGUUGGAGGACCUGAGUAUCGAGGAUAACAAUUGGUUUGAGCCAUCCUACAUUAUGGCGCUCUCGAAGCUGCCCUCGCUGCGCCGACUCAGCCUAAAGGGCUGCCAAAUGAUGUGCAAAUUAUUGCCCUAUGGCAGCAUGGCGGUACGCUUUGGCUUUCAAAAGUUGGAGGUGCUCGAUUUGCGUCUGACGCCCAUUAACAACUCAGAUCUGCAGUGCCUUAGAGCCAUAAAGGGACUCAGGGAACUGCUGCUGGAUUCGCCUCCGUUGCUGUGUCCAAUGAUGCAAAAGUACGGUUCGCAUCUCGCACAGCAAUUUUGCAUUUCGAAUUGCGCAGACCAAAGGUGAUGUCUGUGAAAACGUAUUUGAUGUUGGCAAAGUCCUUCAGCGCCGGUUCCUUGGAUAUAAUGUGCUCGGUGUCCUGCUUGAUCUGAACAACCGGCGGCAUUUGUAGUAAUAUCUUUGCCUUUUCAAUGGUCUGAACAAACUACUUGCAAGUUGUGCUGUAGUCAUGAAUUUCGACUGUGUACUGUUGUCCGGGUCGGUGCGCUUCCGGAAAACCAUCUCCAGCUGCAGUUGGGUCAUGGACUAAAAACAGGUGCUGCGUUUCGUCAUCUGUGAACCGCGGUGGGGGGGUCUGCAUCGUAUUGGAAACUGGCAUGCUUUUGACCUGGCCUCUUUGCUGGGCAUUCAGUUUGCGUAGUUGCCUCAAAAUUAAAAUUUGUAUUUAAAUAAACCUGCAAACAACCAAGG